Messenger RNA from Rosa rugosa (rugosa rose), 1056 nucleotides. Its product is annotated as putative fasciclin-like arabinogalactan protein 20. The coding region runs from base 1 to 1056 and encodes 351 amino acids. The record is from RefSeq and is a predicted model, not a curated record. NCBI's taxonomy places the organism in Eukaryota, Viridiplantae, Streptophyta, Magnoliopsida, Rosales, Rosaceae. The transcript has a single exon.
AUGGCGUCGCCGUCGAUCACCGCCGUCUCUCUCCUCAUCCUCCUCUUCUCCCUCCUCUCUCUCUCCUCCGCUCUCCCCUCCCGCAGCAUCCUCAACGCCGCCGAAGUCCUCUCCGAUUCCGGCUACCUCUCCAUGGCUCUCACUCUCGAGGUCGUCUCUCAGUCCCUCGUCCCCAAGUCGCCGUCGCUCACCAUAUUUGCGCCUCCGGACUCCGCCUUCAAGCGAGCCGGCCAGCCCUCCCUCUCUCUCCUCCAAUUCCACUUCGCCCCUCUCGCUCUCCCCCUCCAAACCCUAAAAUCGCUCCCCGCCGGCACCAAGAUCCCGACUCUCCUCUCCGGCAGCUCCCUCGUCGUCACCUCGCCUUCUUCCGGCACCGGAAUUUCUCUCAACGGCGUCAGGGUCACAACCGCCGCCUCGCCGAUCUACGACGACGGGUUCCUGAUCAUCCUCGGAGUCGAGGACUUCUUCGACCCGAACUUCCAUGCUCCCGCCCCGACCCGAAUUCCGGUCUCGGAUCCGAUGUGCGGGUCGCCUUCGUCGAACGGUACAAGCACGAUCGGGUUUCCGGCGGCUUCUUGGUUUGAAGGAGCCAAAGGCGUGAUGAGGUCCAACGGAUACAGAGUGAUGGCUUCGUUUCUUGAUCUGCAGCUCAUGGGGUUCAAGAACCCUCCGAGUUCGUUGACCGUCUUUGCUCCGGUUGACCAGGCGGUGGAGAAUCCUCUACUGGACCCGUCGAUCUUUCUACGACACGUCGUUCCUUGCCGGCUUGUUUGGUCCGAUUUGGUGAAUUUCAGUGAAGGGACGGUGCUUCCAACCUACAUGGCGGGGUUCACCAUCAGAAUCUCAAGAAACGGCGACGUUUUGCUGCUAAACGAAGUUCCGGUGUACUAUGCAAACAUGUAUUACAGCGACUCCGUUGUGGUUCAUGGUCUCCAGGAGAGUCUUGUCAUGCCGGCAGAGGCGCAAGAAGAAGCUGCAGAGGAGUCUUCACAGGAAGAAGCUGGGAGUGAAACCAGUGAUGAUUCACUUCUAAUGGAUGAUGACAGUGAAUUUUGA